Molecule: messenger RNA, 600 nt
Organism: Mycena citricolor
Lineage: Eukaryota; Fungi; Basidiomycota; Agaricomycetes; Agaricales; Mycenaceae
Source: the annotation of a GenBank genome assembly
AUCAAAGCUCCAAAAUGGCUACAUCUCAGUUUGGGAAAUAGGGCAAAUCAGGCCGAGAACCUCUAUCUCAAGUAUAUACAAGACUUGUAGGAGUGGGAUUGCGUUUUGAUCGAGUAGGACUCGGCUCCGGUCCCAUUUUUAAGAGGAGUCCUACUGGGCGCAGUCCCAUCAUGAUCAGCGGAGGGGGAUUGAUAUUCCCUGGUGAUUGAAGUCCAGUGACAUCCGACAGCACAGCUGAUGUUGAAGACUACACUAGAAUACAAUCCAAAUCUUCAACCCUAUACUUUGUGGCGCUUAUUAUUUGAAGCCGCUUCGAUGAAGGGAGGAUUCUGUUUAAUAUUUUCAUGUGCUCAUGUCCAACGCAGACUGCGGCGUUUCGGAAUGUGGUGCUAUACAGGCCAGGCAACCGGAGCCACGUGGAUUGUGUCGCAGACAAUACCGCGCAGUGGAGAUACGACCAGUAGCGAUCACCUAAAGACACAGAGUCUCAGCGAGUGUAAGACACAGGAGCUAUACAUUAGCUGUACCUAAAGACACAGAGUCUGUGGUACAAGUCAUAAGUAAGGGUCAUUAGAUCGUAAGGGAGAAUGCAUACCUCAG